AAAACGACCGGAGAUCGUUGGCCGACAAUCCUUCCUCCCACCCUCUACCUGCCGUUGAAAUCCAUAUAUCAGUUUACUAUUCAAUUACACCUAUCCGAUUGAUCCUUAGAUUCAAAGCAUUCUUGCUUGAUUUCUACAGUUCAACAACCCUAUAUCAAGUUAGCUGAAACCACCUCCAUCAUUCCCUCAACCUAUCACCAUCUUCAUCAACAACCAUCAGAAUCAGCUCUUCAUACUUGAAAGAUCGGAAGUCAUUUACAUCUCUCUCUCUCUCUCCCUGUGCGCUCAUACCACCGGAGUACCGGAGCUGUGGAGGAGCAGAGGAGGGGGAUUGAUUGGAGUAAGAUGAAAUUUCAGGUGUUGCAGCAGAGCCACGCCAAUCGUGGCCGGAGCAACAGCUGCAGAGGCGCAUCGCCGUUAGAUUCAUCCGCCGACGGCAGUGGCGGCACUACGAAAUCUGCAGCGGCGAUAUUCUGGAUAAUGCUUCACUGUUUAUGUUGCCUUAUUUCUCUUGUCCUUGGAUUCAGAUUCUCUCGUCUUGUUUUCUUCCUCCUUUUCUCAAGUUCUUCCACUAACAAUCUCUAUACCUCGACAUUGACGGCUCCGUUUGCCGCCGAUAUCGCCGAAACCCUGUCUUUCACCACUUCUCUUAGGAAUUUCUCACCGCCGCUUAAAACGGAUGCUGUAACGAGUAGUAGUAAUAGUAGAGUGGUGGUUGGCCGGCACGGGAUCCGGAUCCGGUCAUGGCCCCACCCGAAUCCGGAGGAGGUAAUGAAAGCUCAUAGAAUUAUGCAAACUGUUCAGAGGGAACAGAGGGUUCAGUAUGGGAUCAAAAACCCUAGAACUCUGAUUGUUGUCACUCCAACUUAUGUGCGAACCUUUCAAGCUUUACAUUUAACUGGAUUGAUGCACACGUUGACGAAUUUGCCCUACGAAGUCGUAUGGAUCGUGGUGGAAGCUGGUGGCGCCACCAAUGAAACGGCGGCGUUGCUGGCAAAUUCCAAACUUCAAAUUAAGCAUAUUGGGUACGGGAAGAAGAUGCCCAUUUUCUGGGAUGCUCGUCACAAACUGGAAUCCCAGAUGCGAUUGCAGGCUUUGAGAGUUGUGAGAGAAGAGAAGCUAGAUGGGAUUGUUAUGUUUGCUGAUGAUAGUAAUAUGCAUAGUUUGGAACUUUUUGAUGAGAUUCAAAAAGUCCAAUGGAUUGGUGCUCUUUCUGUUGGGAUUCUUGCUUAUUCCAGUCAUUCUGAUGAAGACCCUUUUGAGGCUCCAAAGAAUCUGAAUGAAUUAGAUGAGAAGAAAUCACCCUUGCCGAUCCAAGGUCCGGCUUGUAACUCAUCUGAUCAGUUAAUUGGGUGGCACACUUUUAACUCUAUUGCAUACCGACAAAAGAGUGCGAAUUACAUUGGUGAUAUGGCAAUUGUGUUGCCCCGGAAGCUGGAGUGGUGUGGGUUUGUGAUGAACUCGAGGUUGGUGUGGGAAGAAUCUGAGUUCAGACCGGAGUGGAUCAAGGAUUUGGACAUGGUGGCGACCGGCAAUGGAGAAAUUGAGAACCCUCUUUCUUUCCUUAAAGACUCUUCUAUGGUGGAGCCAUUAGGCAGUUGCGGAAAGAAAGUGAUGCUAUGGUGGCUCCGUGCUGAGGCUCGUGCAGAUAGCAAAUUUCCUGCCGGAUGGAGAAUUGAGCCUCAGUUAGAGGUGACAGUGGCGGCUAAGAGAACGCCAUGGCCUGAUGCACCCCCUGAGCUCCCAUCUAAAGUCAUCCUAGAAAACGGGCAGAAGAACGCAACAAAAACUCAGACACAAAGAUCAAGACGCAGUUCACGAGGCAAGAGAAAACACGAACGUCUCUCAGCCAGAAUUUCCAGAGAAAGAACCGAGAAGUAGACUUUUGGUGUUGAUUUGAUACAGAAUUAUUAUAUUCAAGAUCCAAAUUCCCCAGUGGAUGGAUGGUAGUUGUUUUUCUAAAGUUUUGAUUUUGAUUUGAUUUGAUUCAAUUAAAUUCGUUGUUAUUGGUGUUUGUGAAAGGGAAAGAAGCAGCUUGUUAUUAUAUAGUCUUUGUUUAUUUUCAGGAACUAAAAAGAUUUUGUGUUCAUAGAUCCCACCAGUUCAGUUGAGUAGUUAUUGCCUAAAAUGUACACCUAUACUUGCAUGGAAUAUUGUUUGAAGCUUAA
Molecule: messenger RNA, 2168 nt
Organism: Cynara cardunculus var. scolymus (artichoke)
Lineage: Eukaryota; Viridiplantae; Streptophyta; Magnoliopsida; Asterales; Asteraceae
Product: probable beta-1,4-xylosyltransferase IRX14
Exons: 3
Coding region: 346-1881 (511 amino acids)
Biological process (GO): plant-type secondary cell wall biogenesis; glucuronoxylan biosynthetic process
Cellular component (GO): Golgi membrane
Molecular function (GO): galactosylgalactosylxylosylprotein 3-beta-glucuronosyltransferase activity; xylosyltransferase activity
Source: RefSeq, a predicted model, not a curated record